GAAAUGUACAUAGUAUUAUCGUCGCCAAUGCAUACGGUUAUUCGGAGAUUUAUGUGCUUAUAACAUAUUUGUGUUUUUCAAUUCCUUUCCAAAAUAUGGAACUACCGACGGUUCUACUAUCGACUACACUGAGUCACUGGAUCAUCAAAACAAUAAAAUUGAGUAUCUGCGAAUAUUUUUAGAUAAGAUACAAUUAAUGUUUAUCAGUUUACCAUAAGGAUCGGGAAACAGUGUACUGAAAGAUGGCUAAAAAUCUAAAUUGGUGCGAUCAUUUGCUCAAGUUAUAAAAAUGCUUUAAAACAAAUUAAUUUGUGUGGUCGCUUGCGGUUCAUAUGAUUAUUUCGCGUCCAUCAACAAUUUGAUAAGUACAUCCGGCCCUAAAAGGUUUACUAAGCCGAACAGAUGCACUUUAGUGAAAUAUGGCAGUGUAUCCAAGUUGUUUCCGACAUCUAAUUUUGCUGUGUACAGUGGUUUUCGUUAUUUGCUCGCAACAGUCUAUUUCAACAGUUUCUGAUGCUGACGUAAUCACUACAGUUGGGAGUGUAAAGCCAGUUAGUGAACCAAUUACCGAAGAAAAUAUCACAGCAGGUACGUCGUCCACUAAUGAGACUACCACUGAAACUGCUAUAACUACAACAACCGCAGAAACAUGUGGAGAUACAAGCAUUAUAAUUAUUUCCGAAACAGCGUUUCCAACAGAAAUUCGUUUAUCCAUUAACAUAACCACUACAGACAAUGGAACGUUUUGUCCAUUUACGCUGUUAGUUAAUUGUACCACAAUUAAUGAUUGGUCUUGGAUUAUUUCAAAAAGCGCAAAUUUUGAAUUCCGUUUGGAAGAACCGAUUUCUACAGUAAUUCUUGAUCAUUUAGCCAAGUUUACCAAUUAUACAUGCGAGUUUCAACAGGCGGGACAACUUUUGUUAUUUACAAGUUUCACAACAAGUGAAGAUGUGCCAUCCACACCUGAAAAUGUAACUGUUAGUGCGAUUACGCCCACCAGUUUCAAUCUUUCGUGGACCGAACCGAUUGAAGUGCCAACCGUUCUAUUCGGCUAUAAUAUAACAAUACAAAGAGGCGAUGUUUCUAGCAGCAAUCACUUUUGGAGCGAUUGUUUCAACGGAACUCAAUUAUUUGAAAUCUACAUAAACAGUUCCGCAGAGUCGUUGUCCUAUAAUUUUCAAAAUGCUUCAGCUGAUUUUAGUUAUGAUGUAUCGAUAUCAGCUUGGUCCAGAAUUGGAAACGGAAAUUCGACAAAUAUAAAUAUAUCAACAACUAGUUCAGCAUCUGAAUCACCUCAAAAUGUUAUCAAACAUUUUUCUUUCACCAACACGACGCGAAAUAUAAAUAUGGAUUUAUCCUUGUCCUGGGACAUGCCAUGUAACACCAAUGGACCUGUAACGUACUUCGUAAUCGAGGCUUCUAGCUCUUAUUUAUACAAUUCCAACAUCACGUCCAAUAACACUUAUUGGACGUUAAUCGAGCCUCAAACACCACAUAAUCUUACAAUUCCCAAUCUUCUGCCUGCUUCCAGCUAUCACAUGGCAUUGUAUGCCACAAAUUUAUCGAACAGCAGCAUUCCAGGAAAAAACGUUAGUUUUCAAUUUGAAACUAUAGAAAACUACCCAAAUGCUCCGGAAGUCGGGAAACCGCUAAUUAGUGCACGCAAUAUCACGUUUAAUUGGAGUGAGCCUACUAAUAAUCCAGGAAAUAUUACUGGUUAUAAUUUUAACGUUGAUAGUGUUGAACUCGGCUGGAUUCAGACAGAAUCAUGCAAUCUGGAAAACAUGGAAUCAAGGAAUUUCAAAUUACAAGAUACCAUAAUCACAAUCGCUGUUGCACCUGGAGCGAUCUACAAUGUCGCAAUUUCGGCAAACACUUCAAUGGGUCAAGGAAAUUCCACAAAUAUACGAGUGAAUUCCAGCCUGGACCAACCAGAACUUGGAGAUAUUACCUAUAAAAUUGAUCCGUAUGCCGUAGAUGAAGAUCUUUACAAUGUCGGUGGUGUUAUAUAUUUCACUCCGGGCUGCUUCAAUGGCUAUUUUGACUCAUACAUUCUUUCACUUCGUGGGGAAAGAGAUGGUUAUUUUUAUAAUAAAACCACCGUUCUAAUGGAUUACAAAGUGAGCGAAUACGAUUUUUCACUUAGACCAGAACAUAUUUAUACAGUGGCUGUAACAGUCAAAAAUAGGGAGUUUAAUGUUACAAAGUGGACAAAUUUCAGCUCUCCUGCUGGAGUUCCGACGUUUAACGAAGAGAGUUUAUCAACUAUUGAAAUUAACACUACAACGACUGAAGCAUCUCUGAUUUUAAGAAAUGAGUAUUUUAAUAGUAGUUACGGCACUAUUAGGUAUCUGGCAAUCAUUAUUUCGAGCGAAAAUGUAACUGCCGGGAAAACGUAUACAUGGGGAAAUGAGUCUGAGUGGCCAAUACCAGGAGCUGAGGCUGAUAUUUAUUAUCAGGCUACACCAAAAUAUUGGCAACCAUUUGAAGAUUCCGAUUCCGUCGUUUAUGUAAUAGGAACAGACGAAAAUUGCGAAGAACAAACCCAAUUUUGUAAUGCUCCUCUUGUUGCUGAUAAAACCUAUUAUGUGUUUGUUAGAGUGUUUAACUCUAAUUUCUACAGAAACACGAUGCCGAUAAUAAUUGUCACAGAUGCCCUCAGUAAGCUUGGCCUAAUUUUGGGUAUUAUUGCUGGCUUUCUUGCUGCCUCUAUUGCUGGAUUUAUUGGUUUUAUCUUAUGGAGAAGGGGUAUUAUUAACAAUACAAAUAAAAGGAUUGUUGAAGAUUCUAGUCAGGAAACCGAAUCUGAAAUAUCGAUACGCAAUAGCGACCGCGACCCUCUUAUAUCGUUUUUUAAGUCGGAAAAUUCCAACUCAGCAACGGAAAUUCCUAAAUCAAAAUUCAUCGAAUACGUGAACUAUUUGGAACGCAAUCCGGACGUUCUAAACAAACAAUGGCAAGAUUUGGAAAUUAAAAGCCUGGAAGCGUAUGGGGAAUUGAAGAAUCAUUUCGCCUUACUACCAGAAAACAAGCGAAAAAAUAGAUACGUAAAUAUACUUCCGUUCGAUCAUAGUCGAGUGAAAAUCAAUAUAGAUGAAGAUGACGAAAUAUGUUCCGAUUACAUAAAUGCUUCUUAUAUAAAGGGAUUUUCAAAAAAAAAUCAAUAUAUUGCAACCCAAGGUCCUUUGCCUCAUACAGUCAGAGACUUUUGGAAAAUGAUCUUUCAGGAGAACGUUAGUAUGAUUGUAAUGGUUUCUAGAUUCAUCGAAAAUAGGAAGGAAAAAUGUUACAAAUAUUUCCCAAACAACCACGAAACAAUGUUUAUUGGUGACGAUUUAGAAGUUCGAUGUUGUACGGAACUGUAUUUCGAAAUAUAUUAUGUUAGAACUCUCCAAAUACGAAAGGACUUGAAACAACUAACUGUAACUCAUAUGCAAUUCAUGGAAUGGCCAGAUUUUGAUGUCCCUGAUGGGACAAGUAAUUUGUUACUUUUCUGCCAUCAAAUGAGAAGUCGCUGGGCGAAUGAAGGGGGACUGGCAGUAGUUCAUUGCAGUGCUGGAGUCGGAAGAACUGGGACAAUUAUUGCAACCGAUAUUCUGACUCAAGGUCUCGCAACUGAAAAAAGUUUAGAUGUUUUCAAUACAGUAUUAGAAUUAAGAAAAAGUAGGAAAAGCAUGGUUCAGUCUGAGAAACAGUACAUGUAUAUUUAUCAAUUAAUAAAAAGCCUUUUAGAAGAUCCUAUAACUGAAGAUGACGACGAUUCAAAUCAUCUAUAUGCUAAUAUAACAGUGCCAAGCAACCAUAGCAUCGCUAUAGCCGAAAGCCCUUUAUAAGGUAUUUUUAAACUCAAACUAUGAGCCCAAAGUGUGAUUAUUGAUGAAACUGUACAUAUUCAAAAUGCAAAUAGGUAUCGAUGUUGUAAAUUAUUCGCAGUUAAAUUAUAAUUUAAGUAUAUUAAGAUGAAAAAUAUAAAAUAGAACAUU
This is a messenger RNA of Dendroctonus ponderosae (mountain pine beetle), 3983 nucleotides long. Its product is annotated as phosphatidylinositol phosphatase PTPRQ. Gene Ontology annotation, molecular function: protein tyrosine phosphatase activity; protein binding. Gene Ontology annotation, biological process: protein dephosphorylation. The transcript is spliced from 18 exons. The record is from RefSeq and is a predicted model, not a curated record. NCBI's taxonomy places the organism in Eukaryota, Metazoa, Arthropoda, Insecta, Coleoptera, Curculionidae. Bases 420 to 3833 code for a protein of 1137 amino acids.